This is a messenger RNA of Centruroides sculpturatus (bark scorpion), 2441 nucleotides long. RefSeq names its product putative nucleotidyltransferase FAM46C. The transcript has 2 exons. The record is from RefSeq and is a predicted model, not a curated record. Lineage: Eukaryota; Metazoa; Arthropoda; Arachnida; Scorpiones; Buthidae. Gene Ontology annotation, biological process: mRNA stabilization. Gene Ontology annotation, molecular function: RNA binding; poly(A) RNA polymerase activity. Bases 243 to 1523 code for a protein of 426 amino acids.
ACCCUUGCCUGAUUGGGUAGGUCUCGUACGACGCAUGCGGGACGUCACCGAGUAGGAAAUUCACUGCACUACAGCGACAUCAGCCACUGCUUCUGCAGUAUUGUUAGUGCAGGGUGGUUUAAUUUCGCAGUUGGAAAUAAUCAUUUCUAAUCUUAACUCAUUGGGAUUUUUUCGAGUGAAAAUUUAUUUUUUUGUGUGAGUUGAGUGCCGUUUCACACUCCGCUAAUCCAAAGUUUGUUAAGAUGGUAUCGAAUAUCAAAGAAUUACCCUUCAUGCAGUCCGGCAAGCUGGACAUCGAACCUGAACAACUCCGUCAGCGACUGAACAUGGCGACCUUCGACACCAGUACGGGUGACGGGCAGAGAUUCGCUGUGCUCAGCUACGAACAAGUGAAAAGACUCGAUCAAGUAAUGGACGAAGUAGUUCCGAUCCAUGGCCGCGGCAACUUUCCAACACUAGAAAUUAAGUUAAAGGAUCUAGUACAAGUUGUCAGAGGCAAAUUGGAGAAAGAUUGUGUGACAGUGAAAGACAUUCGUCUAAACGGCGGUGCAGCGAGUCAUUCCUUAGCGUCUGACAGUUCGCCCUACAACGAUCUCGAUCUCAUAUUUGCUGUCGACCUUUCUACGCAACGUAACUUCGAAAAAAUUAAAUCCGCAGUUUUGGAUUCUCUGCUUGAUUUUUUGCCAGACGGUGUUAACAAGAAGAGGAUCAGUACGUGCAGUCUGAAAGAGGCUUACGUGCAUAAGAUGGUCAAAGUGACCAACGGUGAUCGCUGGAGUUUGAUCUCUCUCAGCAACAAUCGAGGACGUAACGUAGAAUUGAAAUUCGUUGAUAUUAUGAGAAGACAAUUCGAAUUUAGCGUGGAUUCGUUCCAAAUCAUACUGGAUUCGCUUCUUUUAUUUUACGAAUGCUCGGAAAUGCCGAUGAACGAAAAUUUUUACCCCACUGUCGUCGGUGAAAGCGUUUACGGCGACUUUCAGGAAGCAUUGUACCAUUUGCACAAAAAAUUGAUCGCCACCCGAAAUCCAGAAGAAAUCCGAGGCGGCGGAUUGUUAAAGUAUUGCAACUUGUUAGUGCGUGAUUAUAAACCAGCUCGUCCCGAGGAGAUCAAAACAUUGGAAAGGUAUAUGUGUUCGCGUUUUUUCAUCGACUUUAGCGAUAUCAAUCAGCAAAGAGCAAAAUUGGAAAGUUACCUAGCUAAUCACUUCAUCGGAGACGAGCACAGUAAAUAUGAAUACUUGAUGAUUCUACACCGUGUUGUGGACGAAAGUACUGUGUGUUUGAUGGGCCACGAGCGCAGACAAUCGCUCUGCCUGAUCGACGAACUUGCGUGUCAAGUGUAUUUCGAAGAACAACAGUCGCUGUUUGCCAAACAUCAUCAAUUACAGCAGUACGAUGUGACGACAGUAGGACACCAGCCGCAUCUGCUUUUCGGCGGCGCAAAUUACUUCUACACACCAUACUUAUCAGCCCAGCCUUCCGGAUUCACUCCCUGCCCAUGUGGAUGGAUGCAGUGCGCGUGAUGGCCAAAUCGUGUCGUCGGGUGAUGGGUUCCGUUUGACUGUCAUUGUAAGGGUUUCUUGGUUCUUCGACAACGCAACUCGAGACAAGACUGUGCUACGACGUUGCACUUGUUUAUGUUUAACCGAUCUUAAUAUUUCUUCAGUGUCUUCUCGAUUAAAACUCGAUUUUUAAUGGAUUCAUAUCAAUGCCUGGACCAAGCUACAGGAACACGGCAAGGAGUACUUUUUUUCUUUUAAGAUUUGUAACUAGAGGAGAUGUGUUCUAAGUGCUAACGAGGCAGAAAAAACAAAAACAAAAAAAAAUCAUCAGUUCUUUCCAAAAAUACUUAUGCGUGUUCAUGCAUUCUGGUGUUUCUUGUAUAGUUUGUAUCCAAACAUUUAAUCCACUCAAGUCUAUUUUGUAUUGUAAUGUAAGUAAUUUAAUCAGAAAUGCAUGAAACAUGUGUUUUUAGUUUAUUUUUUGCGAGAAUCGGAGUGUAAGGGUUCUGCAUAUCUAAUUGUACCUUGCUUGUCAUUGCUUUUCCUUUAAAAAAUUAGCAAGUUAGCUGCCAAAGAGAUCAGAAAGACAGGUAUGACGAUAUUAUGUAUGAACCUCUGUUCCAAUUAUAUCGGGAACGAAAUGCCCCGAGCAUGAACGUUUGAAUGAUAUUAGUUUUUUUCUAUACAUAUAUUUUUUCGUGAACGAUGAAACAUUCCUGUAUGCAACAAACUGUUUAUUAGUGAAAAAAAAAGAUAUAUAUAAUAUUAAAACAAAUAGUCAUUGGGUGACGGAUAACCCUUUUCAAGUAUACUUGACAUUCUUCGCCCUGUUAAAUUCAAACUUCCAAAGUGAAGUUUUAAGCUCAGCGCGUUCCUUUAUUGUUAAUAAAUUGUAAAAAAACAAAAGAAAAAUAAUAAAAUAUCGAAACACUUAAAUUA